UAACAUAUGCUUGUGUUUCAGAGACAACUUUUACUAUUAGUUUUCUUGGUAAAAAAUUCAAUGUGAACUAUUUGCUGAAUAAGACAAAUAUGGUGGUUCUUACAUUUGGUAAAACUGUGCUUUGCUAUAUUUUGCUAUGAUUUUCAUGUUUAUUAUAAGAGAGUGUGAGAAAUAUUAUGAAUUUUACUAAUUGCAUUGUUAUCAUUUGUAGAAUGGAUCCUUACACAUUGUAUUACCAUUACGAUGGGAAGGUUGAGCACAAGAUUGUUGAUAGAGAGAAGUUCAGUUAUUUUGAGUUACUAUGCGACAUCUACAGUACGGUGUUGUCACAUAUUCCAGAUGGGAGGUCUAUCAAGUUCACUUGUCAAGCUAUGCUGCCUGAUAGUAGGGUUAUGAUUGAUAUAUGGAACGAUGACACACUCAUGCAAGUGUUGUCUAUUUUUGAAGAGUUGAGGGUUCUUAUGGUGUAUGUGUCAAAUGUGAAGCAGUUUGACAAUGGUUUUGGUGGUCAUACCAUUAAUGGCUAUCCAUUCAAAGUUGUUGGUAGAGAUCUUCCAAGAAGAAGACAGAGGAAUGAAGUGCAGCCUCCUAGCAUUGGAAUUGGAUCAUUUGUUCAUUAUGAAAGUGGUACAUCUAGAGUACCAAAACCGAUAGUCCAGAGUGCUUGUUGCUCAGGUAUUUCUAUAGGCAGAACUGGUGCAUCCAACAUGAGAUCAAGCGAAGAUGGUAGUGGUACAAUCCCCGGGAUAAUUUCAAGUCAUAGUGAGAAAGGAAAAUCUAUUGUAGAUGUGGUAGAGGUGAUAGAUGAGGCAAAUGAUGUGACUAAUACAUACUCAAGUGGAUGUGAGUAUGUUAUGUCUGACUCGGAAGAUGAAGACUGGAAAAUGCAAAGUGAUGAUGGCUUUAAAGAUAUUAGUAAAAGUGGAAGUGAAGAAGAGGUGCACUUUGAAGAUGGGGAUGGCUCUGAGGUGCACUUUGAAGAUGGGGAUGGCUCUGAAGGUGAUGAAGCAUCUAUUGGAACUGAUGACUUAUCAGAUUAUGACUCCGAUGAGUUCCAUGCACCACAAGUCCGUAGGGCAAGAAGUGUUUUUGAUGUUGAAGGAAAAGUCCAACUAGAGGAUGGUAUGAUAUUUGAUGAUGUGGACCAUUUUAGGAGAGAAUUGAAAGAUUAUGCAAUCCAAGAGGGUUUUCAUCUUCAGAGAAUAAAAAAUGAGAGGACAAGGGUAACUGUUAUUUGUGCUGAUGAUGGUUGUCAGUGGAGAAUUCAUGCAUCACCGACUGAAGAUAAAAUCACUUUUAUGAUAAAGUCUUUUAAUCCUCAGCAUACUUGUUCUCAAAGAAAAGACAAAAACCCGGAUGCAACAUCAAGAUGGAUUGCUAACAAACUUGGUCCACAACUCAAAGCAGAUCCUGAGUUGUCUACUAAUAGUAUUAGAGCCAUGUUAUGGAAGGAUUAUAAGAUUCAACCAAGUUACAGUCAGAUUUGGAGGGCACGUCUUCUUGCAAAAGAAGUAAAUGAGGGUAGCCAUGCCAAGUCGUAUUCCAAGCUUCCAAGGUAUGGAGAGAUGGUUAGGCAAACCAAUCCAGGUUCAAUGUUUAAUCUUCAAUUCAUUUCAAGAACUAACAUGGCCGACAAUCCAGUGUUUAAAAGGUGUUUUGUUUGUUAUGAAGCAAGCAAAAGAGGGUUUCUUAAUGGUUGUAGGCCAUUUAUUGGGUUGGAUGGAUGCCAUCUGAAGGGAAAGUUUGGAGGGACACUAUUGGCAGCUAUUUCUGUUGACGGGAACAAUGGAUUAUUUCCACUUGCCUAUGCUGUUGUUGAAUCUGAGUGCAAAGACAGUUGGCUGUGGUUCCUUCAGAAUCUGUAUACUGCAUUGUAUUCUACAUCAGAUGACAUGGGGUAUUUAACUUUCAUGUCAGAUAAGCAAAAGGGGUUAACUGAUGCAAUUAAGGAGGUUUUCCUUGAAUCACAUACAAGGCAUUGCAGUAGGCAUUUGUAUGCAAAUUUCAGGAAAGAUUAUAAAGGUGAGAAGCUAAAAGCUUUAUUUUGGACUGCAUCAAGGGCUUACAGAGAAAUUGAGUGGACAAAGGCAAUGGCUGAGAUCAAGAGUAUAAAUCAAAAAGCAUAUGAUUUUCUGAUGGAAAACCAGCCUAGUUCAUGGUCAAGAUGGGCAUUUAAUCACCAAACAAAAAGUGAUCACAUAACCAACAACAUGACAGAGUCCUUCAAUAACUGGGUAGGCCCGUAUAGAGACAAACCCAUCCUAUAUUUGAUUGAUCAAGUGCGGAUAAGUUUGAUGGAUAAAUUACAUAAGAGGUUUGAGCAAGCUUGUUCUUACAAGGGGACUUUGACACCAAAGAUUAAGAAGAGAAUGGAUGUGAUCCACCAGCAAUCAAGAUCUUGUGUGGCCCUAUCAGCAGGAUAUAAUGAAUUUGAGGUGAACGAUGGCACAUCAAGAUUUGUGGUAAACUUGAAUACUCGAAAAUGUGGGUGUCAAGUAUGGGAGGCUACCGGGCUGCCAUGUAGACAUGCAGCUUGCUGUAUUACAUUUAAGAGGGAAAACCUAUCAGAUUACUGUGAUAGUUUUUAUUUUCUAGGGAAAUAUCUACAAGCUUAUGAGAACAUGAUACACCCACUUCCUGACAUAUCAGAGUUGGAAGAAACAAGUAGUAUGGGAGUGGUGGAGCCUCCACCUCUGAGAAGGCACCCAGGCAGACCCAAAAAAGUUAGAAAAAAGGAGGAUGGUGAACCAGCAGGAAGUGAGUACAGAAAGAAGUCUACAUCAGUAAGAUGUGAUAAGUGUGGGCUUCAGGGUCAUAACAGGAGAACAUGUAAAGGGGGUCAAAUUAGGAGGAAAAGGGCAAGGAAAAGCAGUAUUGUGAAGGAGAGUCGAAAUGUGGGGGCUAGUGAAGCUGAAGUCAAUGUCUCUCAGCGGACAAGAUCACAUAAUGCAUCAACUGCAUUGAAUGAUAGUGUUCAAGCAAGGAAAAGAGCGAAAGCGACAGCAGCUCGGGCAAGAAGACGUGAAAAGGAGGCAAUGCAGAAGCCAAACAAGAAUUGA
Messenger RNA from Macadamia integrifolia, 3059 nucleotides. RefSeq lists its product as uncharacterized. The transcript is spliced from 3 exons. NCBI's taxonomy places the organism in Eukaryota, Viridiplantae, Streptophyta, Magnoliopsida, Proteales, Proteaceae. The coding region runs from base 177 to 3059 and encodes 960 amino acids. The record is from RefSeq and is a predicted model, not a curated record. Gene Ontology annotation, molecular function: zinc ion binding.